Messenger RNA from Portunus trituberculatus (swimming crab), 1098 nucleotides. RefSeq lists its product as uncharacterized. Bases 1 to 1098 code for a protein of 365 amino acids. The transcript has 7 exons. The record is from RefSeq and is a predicted model, not a curated record. Lineage: Eukaryota; Metazoa; Arthropoda; Malacostraca; Decapoda; Portunidae.
AUGAGUUUUGUCCACCGCCUCCACUGCUCCACUGUCCACAUAGCUACAUCAGAGACGGUUGUUUCAGAUUUCUCGGUUCACAGUGCAGUAAGACUCACCAAAGACUCUACAACGAUACUUAACAUUGUGUAUUCUGACACCUUUGCUCUUCAGGAACGAUUAUUUCUGAAGGCGCCAACGAGAUCUAGCCGAAUUUUCAAGGUGGCGUAUACAGGUAACUCAUCAACACAGGUAUUCAUAGGCAACGUGACUGACAGCAUCACGCCAGUCUCUUCACAUACACAGCAGAAUCACGUCAAUCUCUUCACAUACACAGCAGCAUCACGUCAGUCUCUUCACAUACACAGCAGAAUCACGUCAAUCUCUUCACAUACACAGCAGAAUCACGUCAGUCUCUUCACAUACACAGCAGAAUCACGUCAGUCUCUUCACAUACACAACAGCAUCACGUCAAUCUCUUCACAUACACAGCAGAAUCACGUCAAUCUCUUCACAUACACAGCAGCAUCACGUCAGCAUCUCUUCAUUAACACAGCACAAUCACCAGCAUCACGUCAAUCUCUUCACAUACACAACAGCAUCACGUCAGUCUCUUCACAUACACAGCAGCAUCACGUCAAUCUCUUCACAUACACAGCAGAAUCACGUCAGUCUCUUCACAUACACAGCAGCAUCACAUCAGUCUCUUCACAUACACAACAGCAUCACGUCAAUCUCUUCACAUACACAGCAACAUCACGUCAAUCUCUUCACAUACACAGCAGCAUCACGUCAAUCUCUUCACAUACACAGCAGCAUCACGUCAAUCUCUUCACAUACACACAGCAUCACGUCAAUCUCUUCACACAGCAUCACGUCAAUCUCUUCACAUACACAACAGCAUCACACAGCAUCACGUCAGUCUCUUCAUUAACACAGCAUAAUCACGUAAUUCUCUUCAUAGACACAGCAUCACGUCAGUCUCUUCAUAGACACAGCAUCACGUCAGUCUCUUCAUUAACACAGCACAAUCACGACACAGACACACUCCCCACCACCUCCACCACCUCCACCACCUCCACCACCUCCCCGCCCUUAACCAUGUCAUACUGCCUCUAA